AUGGCUUCUUCAUCCCGCCCACCACUGUCGCUUCGGCGGCAUUCCUCCAUCCGGCAUCUUAGACAGCCUGAACAUGACGACUUGGCUCAGUCGUUGAACCAACUCAACAUCUCCACUUCGCCCGGCCGAGCUCCGUCCCGCCUUGCCUCCGAACCUGCCUCUCCCUUCCGUCCAUCGGGCCGCCGUACUUCGCAGUCACCAGCACCAAAUGCCCGAGCACCUUCACGGAGCCCUUCCCAGGACCCCUCCUUGGGCACGCCUACCCUCCUGCGGAAAGCCUCCAUGAACUCAUUGCGCUCUUCUAAUGGAAUCGGGCCUGGUUCAACGUCGAGACGUUCUAGCGUGGCACAUGUCAUGUCACCGACACGCAGGGCGUCUUAUCAAGAAAAGAUUCGGCCGACACCUCGUUCUAUUGCUCACGACAACUUGAAAGCCGAAUUGCAUGCACAUCAUGGCUCUAUCACCACCCGUCCGACCCAAACAAUUGUGGUGCUGAACGACGCUGUCUACGGCCACCGUUUCUCCCGACCCCGAACUUCUCGUGCCGCCCUCGGUACCAUUGUUGAACGGCCAGAGCGGAUAAGAGCUGCAGUGUUGGGUGUGUCCGCAGCCUAUGUGCGCUUGGGCGGCAGGCAUUGUGAAGGUGAAUACCCACUCCACCCGGGAAGGGAGGCAGAGCAUCUCCAAGGGAUCCCUUUCCGGAUACACAAGACGGAUCGCACUCUUUCUCUUCUUUCACCAGCCGUAGUCAAUGUACAUGGAGCGAAAUGGAUGGAGGAGUUGAAGACAAUGUGCGAGGCGGCCGAAUCGAAGCUUGCAUUGGGCGGAAAGGAACUCCAAAGACCCGAGAUGAAUCGGGGGACUGACAAGUCUCCCGAGAAAUUUCACGAAGGGGACUUGUACCUCUGCUCGGAAUCUCUCAAUGCUAUGGAAGGCGCCCUCGGGGCAGUUUGCGAAGCCGUCGACACAGUAUUUGGUCCGGGUCCGCGCCGUGCCUUCGUAGGCGUUCGACCCCCGGGUCAUCACUGUUCUGCUUCUUAUCCUUCUGGUUUCUGUUGGGUCAAUAACGUUCAUGUUGGUAUCAUGCACGCAGCUGUCGAGCACGGGCUCACCCAUGCUGCUAUCAUCGACUUUGACCUUCACCACGGCGAUGGAUCUCAGGCUAUUACAUGGCAGCAUAAUACUCGAGCGAACAACGCUGCCAAGAACGCAGCAGCGUGGAAAAAGUCGUCAAUCGGCUACUUCAGCUUACACGACAUCAACUCGUACCCGUGUGAAAUGGGCGAUGAAGAAAAGGUUAGGAGCGCCAGUAUCUGUAUCGACAACGCACACGGCCAAACGGUUUGGAACGUUCACCUCGAACCAUGGAAGUCAGAAGAGGAUUUUUGGAAACUCUACGAAACGAGAUAUACCGUCCUCUUGGAAAAGGUUAGAAACUACUUCAAAAAUCAGGCAGAGCGAUUGAGGGAAUCUAAAGAGCCGCCCAAGGCUGCAAUUUUCCUGUCUGCUGGGUUUGAUGCCAGCGAGUGGGAGGGUGAAGGCAUGCAACGCCACAAGGUCAAUGUCCCGACCGAAUUUUAUGCGCGUAUUGCCCAAGACGUUGUCAAGCUCGCAGCUGAAGAAGGCCUCCACGUUGACGGCCGCGUUAUCAGUGUAUUGGAAGGUGGCUACAGUGACCGAGCUUUAUGUUCUGGCAUUAUGAGCCAUCUUAGUGGACUGGCUGGUGAUCAGACAAGCGAGCAAUCAUCAGACAGCGCCGGCUCUUUUGGAGUCGACACGGCUCAGACGUCACCAAGCACGGUACCACAUGGCGUUGAGCAAAAAUCAGCAUUAGACUCCAUCCAUGCUUACGACCCGUCAUGGUGGUCGACUUCAAACAUGGAGGAGCUCGAGAUUUUAAUGGGCGACCCCAAUGCUGCCGCUUCCAAAUACCCGCAAUAUGUCACCCUUCCAUCCUACUUUGCUCCGACACAGGCGUCAACGGCUAAGUCCUCAGAUCCUACGAAGAUGCAGCGUAGCUUGUCCAAGUUAGGCUCGGCCACGCCCAGGUUUCCAUCGCCGCCGCCACCAGAAGUCCCCUGGGCGGUUGCAACUCACGAACUUAGCAAACUCCUUAUCCCCUCCACACGCGAAACUGGUAGUUGCAGGCCUGAGGAUCUGAACGCAGAAGCAAGCAGGGUCAGACGUGACCGGCAAUCAAUAUUAAUGGGAAUCGACCCUAACCCUCCGCCCAAGGCUUCUACUUCACGUCCAACAUCGCGAAUGUCUCUGCGCGAGAGACGAGCCAAGCCAGCACCACCCCCUGAGCCAACCAUCGACAAGCCACCUAAAGGUCGCAGAAGCACGAUGGGCCCCACUACUGUCGCUUCAGAAAAGGCGGUUGCCCGCGGCGUUCCCUCACGAACAAACAGUGAUGAACCAGGAGUGAGGAGGUCCAGCCGGCGUCUUAGCGAGAUCCCGGUGUCUCUCACUUCACGGUUAUCUUCUCCUGAGGCAGUCCUGCCCGAAGCUGAUGAACAUGCUCAAACGGUGCCCAACUCUCCCGCGGCUACAACGGCCACAACGGCAGCUCCAAACGGCGACUUGCAAGUCAAGAAAACUCGGAAUCCUGCUGCUCCUCGCAAAGAGCCUGCACCUAAGGUACCUCGGCCUACCAAGAAAGCCACCACGGCAACUGGUCCUUCACGUCCAGCUUCUGCCGCCCAAAAGGCCAAGUCACCAGAGCGAGCUCCAAAGAAUGGCACAGCGGGCGAUGACGUUGACAAUAUCACUUCUGGGAUGAGGAAGAUUCGUAUCAACUUGAUCACUCAGUCCCAAAAGGCUGCUAAAGCACGUGCUCGCCUUGAAGCUGAGAAAGUCAACGGCAGCGUCUCUGCUAUCGACCAGGCUAAGCCUGUCGAAACGCCAUCUACUGCUGCGCAUCCAUCAAAAGCCCAGUCUGAUGACCCGAACACGGUUGUUGUGUCUACUGAGGCUUGCAACCACUCUCCUGCGCAGUCGCUGCCAAUCAACCCUACACCACCUGCCACUACUUCAUCGAGCGGCAAUAUCACUCCUUUGCAGGAGCAGGAUCCUUUCAAUCCUUCUGGGUAUGUUUCUCGGUUGGCCUCUCCUCCGCCGAGUUCGCCACCCAUUCCCUCAGUUUCUGUCCAUCCUAGCGCAGAAGCAGGUGAUGUCUUUAUUCCCUAUCAGCCCGAAGGUCCCGCACCCAAGCCCAUCACUCAGAACGAGCCAUUAAAAUGGCUCCCUCCUAAUGUGCCGACUUCUUCUGCACAAACACCAGCCACGACACCCAGUCCAAUCAAGAAGAAUAAACUCUUCCAGUACGCUUCUUCUUCUGGGAUUCCUUUUGCGCCCCGCACCGGACAUCAGGCAAAAGGUGCCGCGACUACUAAGCCCGCGGGGCCCGAGAUGAAGUAG
This is a messenger RNA of Fusarium pseudograminearum CS3096, 3420 nucleotides long. RefSeq lists its product as uncharacterized. NCBI's taxonomy places the organism in Eukaryota, Fungi, Ascomycota, Sordariomycetes, Hypocreales, Nectriaceae. The record is from RefSeq and is a predicted model, not a curated record. Gene Ontology annotation, molecular function: histone deacetylase activity. Bases 1 to 3420 code for a protein of 1139 amino acids. The transcript is spliced from 2 exons. Gene Ontology annotation, cellular component: nucleus.